CCUCUUCAUGCCAGCAGCUGUUACUCAGGGGUUACUCCUAACUUUAUCCUCAAGUUCUCGGUGGUCCUGUAUUUCAUUCUUCAGGUUCCCUUAGAGAUCACGGACACCCCUGGAGUCCUUUAAUCUGAAACAGCAGCAAAAAGCAUCAUGGGACAGCUGAUAUUAUGCUCUCUUGCCCUUCUUAUCAUAGCAACAGGUCCCUCACAUAUCUGGGCAUAUUCAGGAUGCGGCAAGCCUAUCAUACCAAAUCGUAUUGUUGGUGGUCAGGACUCAGAGCCGGGGGAGUUUCCAUGGCAGCUGAGCUUGAGGAGGAACGGCCUGCAUAUCUGUGGGGGUUCUCUCAUUGACAGCCAGUGGGCCGUCAGUGCUGCUCAUUGUUUUGCACAACCUUUCUCAGCCUCAGAAUUUCAAGUGAACCUUGGCGCCUACCAACUAUCAGUGCCUUCUGGGAUUUUGAUGAACGUGGAUUCCAUUCACAUCCACCCCACGUUCAAGGGGAUCGGUAACAGUGGAGACAUCGCGCUCAUCAAGCUGGCCAGUCCCGUGACAUUUACAGACUUGAUCAUGCCUGUCUGUAUUCCCACCCCGGAAGUUGUCUUUCCCAAUGGAAUAAAUUGCACUGUAACUGGAUGGGGAACCAUCAGGUACCUAGUGAACCUUCCAUAUCCAAGGACUUUACAAAAGGUCCAGGUUCCAAUAAUAGAACGUACAACCUGCGAUCAACUGUACCACGUUGACAACCCCUCGCUGCCGGCUUCUCAGAGCUUGAUCAUGUGGGAUAUGAUCUGUGCAGGGUACAAAGCUGGGGGCAAGGACGCAUGUCAGGGUGAUUCUGGAGGUCCCCUCGUCUGCCCUUGGAAUGGGUCAUGGAUUUUGGCAGGAAUAGUGAGCUGGGGCUUUGGCUGCGCUGUUCCAAACAGGCCAGGGGUCUACACCAGCGUCCCGGCCUACUCUGCAUGGCUUCAGGAAUACAUUCCUGGUUUCCAGCUAACGCCAGCACAAAUCCCACCGCCUAACCACAGUGGGACAUUGGCUUCGUCUUUGGAAAUCCUCAUAUUCUCACUGCUGCUGAACAAACUUCUUGGCUAAAUUCCUAGGAACUUCAUUAUUGGGACCUUAAUGGCACCGAUGUUACCUUCACCUCUUUCCUCCAGAUCCCGGAAUCCCUACGCCUGUUAGAAUAUUAUGUUGUGCAUCUCUGGAACCAAAUACCAAGAGAGGGACACUGAGCUGGAAGACGCAAUAUAAGAGUAUAAGGAGACUCCGCAAUAUAGAACUAUUUAUUUAUUUAAGCUAAAAUAAAAAAAAUCAGUAUUUAUAAGACAAUAAACUAAACAGACACCGGGCACCGCUAUUCUUAGAUAUAUACACAGGAUUGUUGGUGAUGCCCAUCUCCAGAUAAGCAAAAUGACCAUUAGAUUUAACUGUUGUUCAUGGAAAAUCAGCCAGUCGUAAAGGCCACUGGGAAACCUCAGGGUAAAAGAGAGACUAAAGCAUUUCCUAAAAAAUAGAACACAUCAACCUGGUGUCCCCAGUAGCUAGUCAAUAUAAAGCGAUAAAAGACACCACAUUCUGGGGAUUGGUAUUGUGUCUAAAGGUUUCCAUACAGAAGCAGAUGUCAGCUGCCGAUGUGGGUCCUUCAGAGCUUAUCUGCCCAUGUAUGGGCCUCUAAGACUGAUAUCUGGCCUAAAUUUGGGCAGGUUUGUUUUUCCCAUGUGGUCCUCAGUCUGACUGCCCGCAUACCUGCCAUUUUAAUUAUAAUCAUUCGGCCCUAUAUCACCCAACUUAGGUGGGCAUAUAGGGAGAAGAUCCUAAUGUGUAUGGCUACCUUUAGGCUUAGACGUGUUGAUCUGCAUAAAUACAGGUCAUACUGUGCUUUAUAGGCUCAUUCACAUACCAACAUGGCUACCCAACGUGUCAUUGCCGUGACUAUAACUUUAGGUACAUAGCCACUGCAGUUUGCUGUGUAAACCUGUAGUUGGUGGUUGGUGCCUCCUAGGAUGGAGCCUGCACUUGGGCAUCAGUUCUGAGGUCAGUGUAGGCCUAAUUCAGAAGACCCACAGCCAGCAUAUACCUUCCACCCAUACUUGAACCCCCCACCCAAAUUCCUACCCUAAAGAAAACCUGAAUCAUGGAGGAAAUGUCAUCAGGGGGGUGGUGGGAUGGAAGUGGGGUAUUCUGGGAAUAUCACCACCUCUUCCAGUUCUGAUGAGUUUACCCUCCUGACCUAUUUUUUAAAACUUUCUGGACGCAGGGUUUCCAGAUAACAGAUCCGUAUGCCAGUAUAUCCUCAUAAAUGGUGCUAUGUAAAGCUAUGUCACUUUUGUCACAACACAUAUGCAGCAAUAUAGGUCACUGACCUUCAAGCGGUGACUUUUGAUACUCUUUCAAUGUUAAGUAAA
This is a messenger RNA of Xenopus tropicalis (tropical clawed frog), 2402 nucleotides long. RefSeq names its product serine protease 27. Gene Ontology annotation, biological process: proteolysis. The transcript has 6 exons. Gene Ontology annotation, molecular function: serine-type endopeptidase activity; hydrolase activity; peptidase activity. Bases 148 to 1089 code for a protein of 313 amino acids. Lineage: Eukaryota; Metazoa; Chordata; Amphibia; Anura; Pipidae. The record is from RefSeq and is a predicted model, not a curated record.